AUGUCAAAAAAUUUUUCAUCCAUCCAGGGAGUGAGUUCAAAUUCAGAAGUUUUGAAAAUAUUGAGAGAAUGUGACGAACUUAAGUCAACGCUGAAAAAUUAUGAGCGCCUUGUGGCAGAAAUUCGGGGUAACUUCAAAGUUUUAACAGCUGAGAGAGACAAAAUUGCCAGCCUUUAUGAGAGGGCACAGGAAGAGAUUUCCCGACUUCGUCAGGAAGUUAUCAAAUGCCCCAGGACUCCUAAAAGUACUGUGGCAGCUCAAGCUGUGUUAACACAUGUGGAGAUAGACAGGGAUACAGCACUGUCAGAUUUCCGAAGGAUGACUACAGAACGUGAUAGCCUCAAGGAGCAGUUAAAGAUUUCUUAAGAGACAGCAUUUAAUGAAAAGGCUCAUUUGGAACAGAGAAUUGAAGAGUUAGAAACUAUUAUUCAAAAUUUGGAUAGUGAAAGGUUAGAACAGGUCUCCAAAGUGGUGCUAAUGAAAGACAACAUUGAUUCUCUGGAAAGUGAAAUUAAAAGACAGACUAGAAGGGCAAUGGACUCUGAAACUGAGCUGAGCCAACAGGAAGCUGAAUAUGUUUCUCUUAGUUUAUUGAAUGAAAAGACAGAACAGAGUCUUUCAGAGACUCAGCAAAGCCUUGCUAAGAAAAAAUAUGAAAUGCAAUUUAGCCAAGAGAAAUUUAUGCUGUUGGAUGAAAAAAUUGAUAACUUUUCAAGACGAAAUCUUGUCCAACAAGAGGAGAUCUGUGCUUUGAAAGAAACAAUUGCACAACUUGAUAAAGAGAAGGCAACUUUGCACGACCGUGUGGAAGAAGGAAGAGAGAAGAUUGCUACUGUUGAGGAAAGCCUGGCAACUAAAGAAAGAAUAAUUUCAGAUUUCAAGAUUCUGAUUUCUGAGUUGGAGCAUUCCAUAAAAAAAUCUGCUGAAGCACUCUGUGUCCUUGAGAAAGAUAUCACCAGUUUGCAACAACAGCUACAAGAAACCAACAAAGAACUUGCACAGACUAACAAGAACAGAGAAUCAUUAGCUCAGGAGAAUGACAGGUUACAAGAACUUCUUUCUGAUAUUAAGCAAGAAAACCAGGUACUGUACAAAAAACUAUCAAAUUACCAAAAUGAGCUUGAUGAUACGAAGUUGAAAGCCCAGAAUUCAGACACAGAUAUUGUCAGGCUGAAAAGUGUACUGAAGUUUAAAGAAAGAGAGAACUGUGAGCUUUUGGAGAAUUACCACAAAGCCUGUGAACAAGGAGUAAGUUGGGAAGCAAAAUGCCAUCAAGCUGAAGCAGAUUGUAACUCUGUUAGACUGGCACUGAUGAGUGCGGAGUCUGAGAACCGCAGGUUGAAAGAGAAAAUUGAGUCCCUUGAAACAGAGAUGGAGCAACUGCAGAGCAAGUGUGAGUUAUCCCAUUCUGAAAUAGAGCUGCUGAGAAAACAACUGGGAAAUGAAAGAGCAUCUAUAAGAAACCUGGAAUCUUUGCUUCUGUCCAGUCGUCAGAAAGAAUUUCAGUCACAGAUAGCAAAGCAAGAAAAAGACUUUGAAAUUCAGUUUCUCAUGGAACAGCUUUCUUUAGCAGAAAAUAAACUUGCUGUGCAGAGUCGAGAUUUUACUCAGCUCAGAAAUAGAGCAGCUCAGCUACAGUCGGAACUGGAUAUGACCAAAAGACAACUGGGAACUGAGCACUUUGAAGGGGAAUGUGCUGUACAGGAGCUUCGACACCAGAAUCAUACAAUCUCCUAUCAGUUAAGCUCUACAUUGAGAACAUCAUCACCUGAACAUUCCCAGAAUUCAUCCCCCAAUUUGUUUCUGAACUGAUCCCUGGAAGGG
This is a messenger RNA of Antrostomus carolinensis (chuck-will's-widow), 1824 nucleotides long. It is a transcript of the gene TSGA10, whose product is annotated as testis specific 10. Lineage: Eukaryota; Metazoa; Chordata; Aves; Caprimulgiformes; Caprimulgidae. The annotation marks the transcript as partial. The record is from RefSeq and is a predicted model, not a curated record. The transcript has 14 exons.